CCAACUUGCAACAACUAGGUCUUCAAGAAAUAAAUACCAUGUCUUCCAACACAGCUCACCGCAUUGACGAAUCUGAAGCUCAAGAGGCUUUUAUGUCCUCCUGCAUUGAUCUCAUUAGCUCCGCUCUUGGUGGCCAAGUCAUCGAAUUUAGUGACCAAUGGUUUGCUGCUGCCGAGAACUUAAUCAACCCAGCUCCUCCGAUUGGCAGACCCGGCGUGUUUGUACCUACGGGUGCUUGGUACGACGGAUGGGAGACGAGAAGACACAACAAAGCCCCUGCCGAUUGGGUCAUCAUUAAACUUGGAGUUGCCAGUGGUAGAGUCCAUGGUUUCGAGGUCGACACAGCUUUUUUCAAAGGAAACUAUGCUCCGGCAGUCACCGUUGAGGGCACCUUCCUUGAUGGCAGCCACCCAGACACAAGCACGGUAUGGGAAGAAAUCCUCCCAAUGCAGGAAUGCGGCCCUUCUCAGAGACACAUCUGGAAGCUUAGCUCUCCCACUACCAAAGCUUAUUCCCAUGUCCGCCUCAAUAUGUUCCCGGACGGGGGAAUUGCCCGCUUCCGCUUGUUUGGAACUGCAGUCCCUGUCUUCCCCAGCGAUCCGGACGCGAUUAUUGACCUUGCUCACGUCUCCUCCGGUGGUCUCGCAAUCUCCUGCAGUGAACAAAAUUUUGGAACAAAAAAGGACAAUCUGUUGCUUCCCGGAAGAGGUAAGAACGCGGGAAAUGGUUGGGAGACAAAGCGCAGUCGUGAGCCGGGCCAUGUAGACUGGGUUGUUGUCAAACUCGGAGCUCCGGGAUACAUUGAAGAGGUUAUAGUUGAUACCCUCCACUUCCGUGGAAACUACCCCCAAGCUGUUGAAAUCUACGCUAUCAAUUCCCCCGAGCAACAUGUUGCCGGUGAUGCCAAUGGGUGGGAACUUAUCGUUCCUGCACAAGCUUGUGAGGCGGAUAAGGAACAUGCAUUCCCGUCUGCCUUCCUCCAGAACGUUAACGGAAAAGUUGUUACUCAUGUUAAAAUGGUCAUCAUUCCUGACGGAGGAGUGAAGCGCCUGAGAGUCUUUGGGAAGCGUGCUCGUAACUAA
This is a messenger RNA of Tuber melanosporum (Perigord truffle), 1082 nucleotides long. RefSeq lists its product as uncharacterized. Gene Ontology annotation, molecular function: allantoicase activity. NCBI's taxonomy places the organism in Eukaryota, Fungi, Ascomycota, Pezizomycetes, Pezizales, Tuberaceae. The transcript is spliced from 7 exons. Gene Ontology annotation, biological process: allantoin catabolic process. The record is from RefSeq and is a predicted model, not a curated record. The coding region runs from base 39 to 1082 and encodes 347 amino acids.